Mustela lutreola (European mink) is the source of this 2005-nucleotide messenger RNA. RefSeq names its product C-type lectin domain containing 7A (gene CLEC7A). Gene Ontology annotation, molecular function: (1->3)-beta-D-glucan binding; pattern recognition receptor activity. The transcript has 6 exons. Gene Ontology annotation, biological process: cellular response to molecule of fungal origin; positive regulation of cell population proliferation; detection of fungus. Gene Ontology annotation, cellular component: cell surface. NCBI's taxonomy places the organism in Eukaryota, Metazoa, Chordata, Mammalia, Carnivora, Mustelidae. The record is from RefSeq and is a predicted model, not a curated record. The coding region runs from base 71 to 817 and encodes 248 amino acids.
CCUCUUUUGUCUUUAGAAAAGAAAAGGAGAACUCUCAAAUGCUGUGUCAAUUCAGGAACUCAGUAGAACAAUGGGAUCCCAUGCUGAGGUAGAAAAUUUGGAUGAAGAUGGUUAUACUCAAUUAGACUUCCACUAUCAAGGCAUCACUGGGAGACGUGUGGUGUUAGAGAAAGUAACAUGUGCUACAUCUCCUCAUUGGCGUUCCAUUGCUCUGACUUUGGGAAUCCUAUGCUUGCUAAAACUGGUCAUAGCUGUGAUCCUGGGUACCAUGGCUAUUUGGAAAUCCAAUUCAGGGAGCAACCCAUUGAAGAACGAUACCUUUCCAUCAAGAAAUAAAGAGAACCACAGUCUACCCACACAAUCAUCUUUAGAAGACCACGUGACUCCUACCAAGUCUCUCAGACCCACAGGAGAUUUUUCCAGCUCUUGUCCUCCUAACUGGAUCAUACACAAGAACAACUGUUAUCUAUUUAGCACAUCAUUAACUUCCUGGAAUAGAAGUAAAAGUCAGUGUUCUCAACUAUACUCUAACCUCCUGAAGAUAGACAGUGCAGAAGAACUGGAAUUUGUAGUAAGGCACAUGUCUUCUCAACCUGAUAAUUCAUUCUGGAUAGGACUUUCUCGCCAUCAGACUGAAGGACCAUGGCUCUGGGAGGAUGGCUCAGUGUUCUCUUCUAACUUGUUUCAAAUCAGAAGCACAGAAACCCAAGAAAGCUCAUCUCACAGCUGUGUGUGGAUUCACCUGUCGAUAAUUUAUGAUCAACUUUGUAGUGUGCCCUCAUACAGUAUUUGUGAGAAGAAGUUGUCAAUAAAAUGAUUGGGGUGUCACUGUGGAAGACCAGAGAGAAGUAUUUAAAAUAAUAAGAAGGGCAGAAAACAAAACAGAAAAGAGAUAUUUGAGGUCAAAAUAACAGCUAAAAAUAUCAAGAGAGCUCAGCCAACUUUAAUCUUAGAUGAGAAUGGAGAAGCUAUAAUUCUGCACUUGCCAAAUGAAUUGGAAGUCCAGUAUUAGGUUCUAGUUAAUACAGCCCUAGAAAUGGAGUCAGGUCAGAUGAACUUAUAUCUUUUGAGUUAAUAUUAACAUGGAAUUUGCCAUAAAUCCUUGGUGUUUCAAGAAGAUAAUUAUUUCUGGGUCUACCAGGGUUGCUUUUUGUCCUUAAAAAUUGCCCCUGUGUUUCCAUGACGUGUUUCUCCAUGUCUAAUAGUGUAUCAGACACAGGUAGAAGGAAGAAUGUAUUUCUGAACAGCAAAAGGAAAUGAAAAAAUUAUCUUCACUACAAUCAGAGUUAUUUUAUUAUUUUGAUCAUCAAUAUGGCUAUGUUAAAAAAAUUAUGAAAAAAACCAAGCAACUCCAUCUCUUUUUUAUCCUCAAAUAGCUCAGGGAAUAUGUCUGCCACAUAUCUGAGUAAUAGGAUCUUGUAUAAUGUGAAGUAGUUAUAAAAAAGUAUUCUCCAUUGUAAAUACUAUCAAUCAAAAAAGAUCUGGUAAUGAAUAUAGAACAACAACAACAACAAAAACAAUAAUCCAGGGGACUUGGGUGGCUCAGUUGGUUGAGCAUCCAACUCUUGAUUUCAGCUUGGGUGGUGAUUUCAGGAUCUGAAAUUGAGCCCUGAAUCAAGCUCCACACUCAGGUCAGAGUCUCCUUGAGAUGCUCUCUCUUCCUCUUUAUCUGGCCCUCUAUGUCCAUGCUCAUGCAUGAUAAAAUCUUUUAAAAAAACAACUAUCCUAUCACUGAGGUAUUAACAUUCUGGAAGGCAAAACUUGUCUUACUAUUUUUUAAUGAUUACUGUUUUGCAGUUUUUAGAAAAUUUUCAGUAAUUACCAUUAGAGGGUAUUUUUGGAACAUGUUUCCUUAUGUGAUAAUUUGUCUUUGUCUUAUUUUCUCUUAAAUUUUCCCCCUGGUCCUGUUUUUAUUUCCAAAGGGGACUUCCAUAUUAUUGGAGAGGGAGUUACAUCCUUCUUUGGUUAUUAACAUGUGAACGGAAAUUACAUCAAGUUGUUAUGU